This is a messenger RNA of Seminavis robusta, 2209 nucleotides long. The record is from the annotation of a GenBank genome assembly. NCBI's taxonomy places the organism in Eukaryota, Bacillariophyta, Bacillariophyceae, Naviculales, Naviculaceae.
UGGCGAACGACGUGCUACCACCACCCUCACUAUUGCUGUUCAACAAGUUGUUGUCAGCGACGACCCCAUUGAUCAUUGUAUUGGUUGGCCUUCAACCGUGGGUACGGCUAGCUAGUAAUUCUCAGAAAGACAAAAGAGAAAAGGGUAUCCUCAGCUUGUACUAUCCAAAAAUCAUCAAAACCGACUGAGAUGAAUCUUCGAGUGGCUCUGUUACUACUAUUGGCCUCGGCUCGAGAGUCAGUGGGCUUUCAAGCUGCGACUGGUAUUGGUCGGGUUACCACGGGUACUGAUUCCGUGAGUCAUGCCGUUUUCAGACCUGUGAUUGCUACCCAUCAUUAUCCGAGACGUCAUUAUCCACUCUUCCUGUCGGCCAAUGAGGGAGACGACAACACUACUAAGAAGAAGGACGCCUUGGACGUGGAGGUAGUGUUGGAGAGUACGAGUGAAGAUCAACUGUCUGCCUCGAUAGCGGCACUGCAAGAGGAAAAGGAGGACCAAGGAUCCAAAUUGGUGACACUGAGUCAACAAAUGGACGAAUUGAGCAACCAAAUCGAUGCCAAAGAAGCCGAGAUCAAAAAGGCCCAAUCGAACUGGGACACGGAAAAGGAUUCCCUCAUGACCAAAUUGGCCGACUUUACGGCCCAACUCCAAUCGGGUCAAGACGAAUUCGAAGCCAAACAGACCGCUCGAUUGGAACGAGAACAGGAAUAUCAACAAGAACAAGAUCGAUUGGAACGAGAAGUCACACUGCUGCAACAACAAAUGGUACAAACCCAAAAUGCCUUUCGUACCGAACAACGAAAAGCCGAAGCACUACAGGCCAAAUUCACCGAAUUGGAAGAUGCACUCGAAUUUGAACAAAUGAAAUUUGCCAAGGAAAAACAAGAAUUGCAAGAACAAGUCCAGGAGCAACAAACGCAAUUGGCCGAAAUACAACAAAAGUUUGCCACGGCACAACAACGAUUUGCCAAGGAAAAGGAAUCGUUGCAACGACAAAUUGAACAAGAACAACGUCGAUUGGUCGACACACAAUCCAAAUGGGAACAAACCAAACUCGAAUUUCAACAGGGACGUGGCAUUUUGCAGACCAAACUGGAAACGCAAAAGACCACGCUGUCGCAAGUCCAAGAACAAUUGCAAUCCGAACAAACUGAUUACGAUUUGCAAAAACAAGUCAUUCAAGACAAUUUGCGAGUCGAACGGGACAAAGUCCAACAAGUCGAGGCGACGUUGAAAAAGGAACAGAAACGAUUCGAUACGUUGCAACAAGAUUUGCAAAAGAACAUUCGAAAACAACAACGACAAGUCGAGCGAUUGACCAAUCGAUUACAGGCAGAACAAGAUCGAUUCAAUGCCGAAAAGGAUCAACUCGAUGCCAGACUGCAAGAAGAAUCGGAAAAGUUGGCACAAGUCGAACAAGAGUUGGAACGGGAACGAUUGGAGUUUCAACAAGAAGAAGAACGAUUAUCCGACGAAUUGGCCGAAGGGGACCGCAUUCGCAAGUUCAAAAAGAAAACCAUGCGACGACGGUAUCAGUCCAUUCGGGCCGAACUGACCAAGCGAUGGGAGAAUAUUCAACGGGACAAUCAAAAAGUACAAGACCGAUUGACCACCAAGUACGAAAACAAACUGUCGCAAAUGCAACAAUCUGUCAAGGAAUUGGAAGCCGAUUUGGAUCAGACCGAAACAUCACGGACGGAAUUGCAAGGAUUGUUGGAAGAUGCCAAGCAGCAAAAGAGAACGGCCGAAUUGGAACAGAAUUCGUUGGAAACACGGUACAUUAAACUAUUGGCCAUGCGCAAUGGAGAAAUUGCCACACUCAAAGGGGGUGUGGAAGAUCUGAGAAGCAGCAUCCAAGCCAAGGAAGAAGUAUUGCAACGGUAUCAGACCAGUUAUCGACAAUUGGCUCGGCUGUCGGUCAGGAUUACCCGAGAGCGGCUGGGAAAGGCAUUCAAGCGAAAAGACAACAACCAGUCAUGAUACUAAAUGGAGGGAGUAGUUCUGAUGAGUUGUAUUUGUGAUGAGUGGUAUUUGUUAAUAAGCGUUUCAGUGAUUAUCAUGUCUGUUCUCGAAUGGUCGGUCUGUCGACACCUUUUUUAGAAUUCUCCAAAGCUUGUAGAAGUAUUAGUAGCCCGUAAAAGGCUCUUCUUACUGAUUACAACAUCUAGUUAGUAACUUAUUAACAGUACAUAACACGGGAGGCAACAUG